AUGUCCCUCACCGAGAACGCUCCGGCGUCACCAGGCGGUGGGAUUACCGGCAUGAAGCGCGAGCUCAGCAUGGACAAGGAGAACUCUUUUGCCCCUGUGACGCCGACACGCGCGUCCAAGAAGCGGGCUCUGCUCCCUCGCGGUGCUGCGUCGCUCAAUCAGGAUCCGUCAGAUAAGGAGGCGGCCGCCAAGCCGCGGGCCAAGUCGGUCGGACGGCGCUCGCUUGGCGCCUUCCGUCCUCUCGGUGCAAGCCUGCUCGAGGCGAGCGACCCGCCGGUAGCGGCUGCUCUCGCUGGAAUCCGUCCGGGUCGCCGCUCGCUCGGUGCCUUCCGCUCGCACGCCUCUUCGCUGCUUCAAGGCCAGGAGGCGCGGAGGCGCCCUGGCCGUCGCUCCAUCGGCACGUUUGGCGCGCAGACCCCGAUGCAGCCGCAGCAGGAGCAGCCGCAGCAGCCACAGCAGGAGCCACAGCCGUUGAUCGAAGAGAUGGUGCCGGUUGAAGGCAAUGCACGGCAGCCGCAACCAGCAACCGAGCUCGUGGCUGCCGUCGAGACGCUGACGACGGCCAACGCGGCGUUUGACGAGGUCGCACCGGCCACGUUUGACUCUGACGAUGACACGACAUCAAUUCUUCCUGGCGGCCGGGCGCCGCUGCUCAACGCUGAUGGCGCAACCACAGGCAUCCUCGCUGUGUCGGGAGCGCGCAAGAAGGCACGGCGGUCGCUCGGCAGACGGGUCUCGUUUGCGCCGACCAUCGCCUCGGUCCGAGAGUACGAGAAGCGGCACGAGGAAUGGAUGUCGCCGCAACCAGAGUCUGACUCUGACGCCGACCUUUCCGGCUACGGCGCGAGCAUGCAUCCGCUAGGCGACGCGCCUGUGGCCUCGUUCUCUGCUCUCGAGUCGCUCUCGACCUCGCUGGCUUCGUCGGCCAACACCUCGAUGUCGUCGAACCUCGACUCGAUGCUUGACUCGACGGUGAGCAGCGAAGGCAACGAGUCGAUGGGCCCUCUCAUGUCGCUCAACGACCUGUGGCAAGCCGAUCCACAGGAGUCGAUCGCCACGCCGGCCGCCGCCGAGUUCUCGUUUGAUUCCGACGAGGUCGACGACGAUUCGAUCGAGCUGACCGAGACUUUUUCGUCCAAGCCAGCCUACGUCGCGUCGUCGGCCGUGGCCUCAGCAGCACUUCUCACCCUCACAACCGACGAGCGGCUGUCAACGACGGUGGAUGAGGCCGCGCCAAACCCAGCGUUCGACAUUGCACCGUCGGCGAGCCUCGCUGUCGACGAUGAUGACGACGACUCGAUGCUUAGCCAGGCAGGCACUGGUCAGCAGGUCUUUACACUCUCUCGUGUCCCCACCAAGAACCUCUCACAAGCAUUUGAGCAGGAGGCUCUUGCCGCCGCACCGGUGUCUGCGCCCUCUGGUGCCGACUCUGAGGACGACUCGAUGGAGAUGACCGAGACUGUCAGCGCCGAUGCUGUUGCGGCGGCGUUUGAUGUCGACUCGCUUCAGGGUCUAGAUGCCGCUGACGACGACACCAUGGAGAUGACUGUCACCGUCGGAAAUGUCAAGGCCGAGGCGGAGGUCGAGGCGGAAGUCGAGGCCGAGGCAGACGCUGACGAGUCAAUGGAGAUGACGACGACCAUCAACGCCGACGUGGUGUCUGCCGCCGCCACUGCCGCGGCGUUUGACGCCACUCCCGCAGACAACUCGCUCGAUCUGCUCGACAACGACACCAUGGAGAUGACUGUCGCCGUCGGAAACGUGAAGGCCGAGGCGGGGGUCGAGGCUGACGAGUCAAUGGAGAUGACGACGAACAUCAACGCCGACGUGGUGUCUGCCGCCGCCACUGCCGCGGCGUUUGACGCCACUCCCGCAGACAACUCGCUCGAUCUGCUCGACAACGACACCAUGGAGAUGACUGUCGCCGUCGGAAACGUGAAGGCCGAGGCGGAGGUCGAGGCGGAAGUCGAGGCCGAGGCAGACGCUGACGAGUCAAUGGAGAUGACGACGACCAUCAACGCCGACGUGGUGUCUGCCGCCGCCACUGCUGCGGCGUUUGACGCCACUCCCGCAGACAACUCACUUGAUCUGCUUGGCGACGACGACGCCAUGGAGAUGACGACCACUGUCGGCUCCGAGGUCGCACAGGCAGCGUUUGAUGCAGCCCCUGUGCCGAUGGAUGUUGCUGAUGAGUCGAUGGAGAUGACAACGACGGUAGGCACCGUUGCGCCGCUGCCGGAGCCGACGCUCUCGAUGGACGAGUUCCUAGUCCGGACCUCAGUCCAGCUGUUUACCCAGUUUUCGACACGCCGGCCGACCCUCCUCCCACCGCCGCCGAUGCCAACCGACGACCCGAUUGCGCUCGAGCUGCUCUCGGUCUUUGUCCUCGGCCCAGAGACCUCGAUCUUUUCGUUUGGCUGCACUCAGCUGGAGCAACUGACCGCCUCGCUACACGAGCGCGCUAACGCGCUGGCGGCGUCGCUCUCCUCCGACAACGCGCCAAUCAUGAAGGCGCUGGCGCUGGCCCAGCCUGGCUCGGCUGAAGAGUCAGCGCUCGUCGACCGGGUUGUCGAUCUCAAGGCUCUGGCCAAGGGUCGGGCCAAGGUCAAGUGGUACGCCUGGCUCGCCAAGCUCAACGGCAAGCUCGCUGCCGGCUACUCGCGCUCCUCGCAGCUACUGGAGGGCGAUCUGGCCAUCCUGGCCCGUGCCGCAGGCGUGUGCGAGACGUCGCGCGACCUUGCCUCACUGUACGACUCCAAGAUCAACACCCUGACCAACCUCCACAAAGCCUCGGAGCUUGCUGCGCUCCGGACCGAGUUGGCAGCGGCCACAAGCGCCAACUCGCAGGCAGCGGCCGGUGUCGCCCACCUCGAGGCCACCAAGGGCCUUGCCGAGGACGGCCUUCGUGGCCUUGCGCUGAAGCGCAACGCGCUGAAGCGUGCCGCGGCCCGAGCCGCAGCCUCGGCUGCAGGGUGCGAGACCUCGUACGAGGCCGUCGAGGCGCUGAGUGAGACUCUCGCCAUUGUCCGUGGUCUCUCGGACUGGUCGCUCAAGGCCUUCAAGGCCGACGCCUCGAUCGCACUCACCUUUGGAUCCGAGUUUAGCGUGGCCCUCCAGCUCCAGCCGUCGCCGGCCGGGCGGACACUUCUGACUGGAACCAGCGCGGCUGUGCUGCCGGAGGCCAACGUCUUUGUUGCGCCUCUCUUUGACGCCAUCGGCAUCGACGCCAUGCUGUACAUGGACGCGCCGCUGCCAUACGACGGACCUGCAGUCCGGGCCAUUCUCGAUGAUCUCGAGCUCCACUUUGGUCGAGUCAUGCUUCUCUCGCGCCAGCUUGCCCAGCUUGCCGCGCUCUUCGACAUCUCGUACGAGCCGCUGCCCGGCACCGGAGACUCGGCGGGGUCGUCGUCGCAGGCACUGUGCCUUCGCUUCAACUCGCUUCGCUCCUCGACUCGCUUUGCCGUCUACCUUCCGAACCUCCACCAUGACCACCUCGUUGCUGGACCGGUCCUUGACGCUCGGGUCGUCAUUGAGGCUGCUCCACACACUCCCAUCGCCGAGGCGACCGUUCUUGCCGCCAUCGCCGCCAUCUCGCCGUCGCUCACCCGUCUGCGCUCGCUCGUCCUCGCGCUCGACGCGCUGUAACCUGAAUAACACCAAUAACUGCU
Molecule: messenger RNA, 3668 nt
Organism: Thecamonas trahens ATCC 50062
Lineage: Eukaryota; Apusomonadida; Apusomonadidae
Exons: 2
Coding region: 1-3645 (1214 amino acids)
Source: RefSeq, a predicted model, not a curated record